Messenger RNA from Pomacea canaliculata, 7663 nucleotides. Its product is annotated as cysteine-rich hydrophobic domain-containing protein 2-like. Lineage: Eukaryota; Metazoa; Mollusca; Gastropoda; Architaenioglossa; Ampullariidae. The record is from RefSeq and is a predicted model, not a curated record. The transcript is spliced from 8 exons. Bases 730 to 1608 code for a protein of 292 amino acids.
AUUCUUGCAUUUAUAGAUAUUUUAACCAGCACAACACGGCGAAUUUAAAUAUCAACCAUUUUAUUUUCAAAUGAACCACUGUACUAAAUGUGGGCUCAACUUUUCAUAUAUACACAUAUUCAACACGUACCCCUCAUGAAGAAAAAAAAAUGCACAAGCAUCUUAAAUGCAAACAUGUUAAUUCAUCAAUAUCAAUUUAUACAAACACUCCUACCAAAACGAGAGGGAUCAGGAACCGUAGAAAACCACCGACGCACAGCGAGUGUUUUAGCCAUAGCUAUGUAUAGGUUAUAGGUGGAUUGCUGUCUGUCUACCAAGACCAACGUUUAGUCUAUUGCAAAGUUCUCCGUAUUACUCUCGGCGAGCCUAAACCGGAAGCUUUGUACAAACAUGCCUCUUUUUAGUAGUUAAUCUGAAAUGUGAAUAACCCGGAAGCUUGAUACAUAACUGCCUCGAUUUAGUAGUUAACUGGAAUCGUCUGCUAGCAGUCCAGUAAUACAAGUUCGUGGUUUUAACCACUUCACUACCGGUCACCCUGUUACCAGCUAUUUAUAUCCAUCGGGUGGCUGCAGGUCAAGGAAAGUUAAGGGUUAGGGGGUACUAAGCACUGUUAGCAGAACACCACGGAUUAAAAACGUCUGUGGGUACACGCCACCCCAAACAAGCGCACCUGCUACAGCAAUCGAGUUGUCGCCCCGUUUCAACAAUUUUGGCGUUAUAUUUGUAAACAUGGCCUGGUUUUUGGUACUCCCACUCAUUCUUUCAUUGUGGAUCUGCUUUGAUGCAAACUAUUUUGUUCGUGCAACGCUGAUCGCUAUUAUGUGCACAGUAAAGAGGAGCAAGCGACCUCCACACUGGUCUCAUGAAUGUGUGACUCAUGGGAUCUGUUUGACAACAGACUUGGAUUUUAUGCUGCACAUGAACAAUGCUCGCUACUUGAGGGAAUGUGACUUUGCUCGCUUUGAUUUUUUUAUAUUAUCACACCUGUUAGAUGCACUAAAACGGUCAGGAACAAUCACAGUCACCAGUGCAAACAACAUUCGAUAUAGGCGAUCCAUUCAUCUGUUUCAAAGAUUUUAUAUAUGCACUAAAUGCUGCAGGUACACGCAAACAAUGGCCGACUUCGACACAAUUUACGAGGAGCGCGACGAAGAAGAAAAUCUUCCGGAGCUACCCGUACCAAGAGUUCCAACCCCCAUCAUUAUUCGAGGAGCUGGGAACGUUACAAUAUUUGGCCUCAGCAACAAGUUUGAUGCUGAUUUUCCUCAGGGUCUUUCAGCCAAGGUGGCUCCUGAAGAAUUUCGGGCAACAAUGUUACGAAUAAAUGGGGUGUUGCGCAAAGCACUUCCAGUCAAUGUCAAAUGGUUAUUUUGUGGCUGUGUUUGUUGCUGUUGUACACUGGGAUGUUCACUAUGGCCCGUUAUAUGUCUGAGUAAAAGAACACGCCAUUCAAUCGAAAAAGUGUUAGACUGGGAAAACAGUCAUUUAUAUCACAAGCUUGGUCUUCAUUGGAGACUUCGGAAACAGCGAUGUGAUUCAAGCAGCAUGAUGGAAUAUGUGCUUUGUGUUGAAUUCAUUCCCAAAAUACCAAUUUUCCGCCCAGACUAGAAUGAUCAACACAUUAUCAGCAUGAGAUCAUGGAAUAACAAGGGUAAAAACACUUGAAUUUGACAUAAACACUUCAGUUUGCUUAGAUGUUGCUGAUCUCAACACCAUAUUACUUGCUGGUGCUUCUUUGGAUGUGUUAUUCAUGGCAACAUCUUCAGCAUGUGACUGCAACCACUUCAGAGGAAGUUUGGCUGUACUUUUGUUAAGAUAAAAGAUGUGUGUGACACCGUUUUCCGCCAUGACAAUGCACCUGGCUGUGUUUAUUAAAUUUUAGUUCCCAUAUAAUGGAAAACUGUUAACUUGUGAUGAUGAUGCUCAUGGGAUCUCAUUCAUUGAGCGUGUUCUCAUUGGGUGGAUGAGGAAAGGUGGGGGAAGCAAAGCAGCUAUACUUUGACUUCCAUCCAUGCUAAGAAUUUAACUGACUUUGAAAGGUCUGUAUCAUGGGGGCAGGGUGGGGCCAACUCAGUUGCAUAUUCGAAGCAUGGCAUCUUUUCCUUUUUUUUAAUCUAAUCCAAUUAUUAAGAUUUAAACAACAUCUUGACAUGGUAGGACAUCAUGCUUUACCAGUUAGUUUAUGCCCGACUGCUUAUUUUAUAGGUCAGUCUUAACUUUAAUGGGUCUGUUUCUCAUUUUUGGGGGUAGAAACUAUUGUUUUUGAUGGGCAACUAUGAAUUUAUAGUUCUGAUCUUUGCAUUUUUUUUUUUUUUGUAGCAUGAUGGUGCAAAGUACAUGUAACUAACCUGAAAACAAUGUUACCCUUAAGUCCGUAGGGUUUUUGUGCUGUACAUGUUUUAUAGAGGCAGAAUAAAAAGUAUGAAUUUUUUUUUUUUUUUUUUUUUUUGAAUCAUGAUAUUAUUUAAAGGAUUGUCUUUAGGAAAGAUGUACAAUGUAUCAAUAAAGUGUUUUUGGUGGGACAAACAGUAAGGUCAGAAGAUUUCAGCAUGCUGUAUGCCACACAUGUAAAAACAACUGCUGUGAGGGACAAAAAUCACAAUGUUGUUAGUCAUCAUAACUGGAGUCUAGAUCAUACCUGUUGUUUUAAGUUGUAGAUGUCCCAGAUUUCAGACCUGAUCUCAUCAAAUUAAAAUUCAUGUUAGCAUAGAGAGAGACGGGGAAAGAUGAACGCAUGAAUGUUUAAAAAUAAUUUAUUAUAUAGAUAGUACUAUAGCAUUACAUAGGCAGACAUUAAUCAAUAACAAAAGAUUAUUGGACUGGUAUUUGAAAACUUUUGAUUUCUCAAGGAAGAGUGCACAAAACUAAAGCUGUGUCCACUUGGGAUCUUGCUCAAAAGAAAGUUAAUUAUCAAAAGUAUGCAAAAAAAUUGUCAUUUCUUUCUCACACUGAGUUUCACCCACACAGCUGCCUUUUUAAAAGUUUUAACCCUUCUUUGGAGAUUUGCUCCAUACACUUGCAGCUGUUCAUUUGUUAGCUGCAUUGUCAUAACAUAAAAUGGUCCAUUUGUAUCUUGUUUCUUGUAUGAUCUAUCCUUUAUAAUGUUACACAUUAUUAGUUACUGUUUAUAUUUGUCAAUAGAACUAUCCUUGGUGCAACUUGUUGGUUGAUAUUGCAAAUCCAUACUGUUCUCAUUUUACAAAAGAAAGAGAGUGUAUUAAUGUGUCUGUGUGUUGCACAUACUUUUUUUUUUUUUUUUGCCUAAGAUGCUUUAAAAUAAUGUCUAAAUAUUCUAUUGUUAAAAGUAACAGAAUUCAUUGGCUUGUGAUAUGACAUUCUUGAUUUGGUUAUCAAGUAUAUUUUUGUUGUGUCAGUUUACAUGUUUCUUUUUUGGGGGGCAGGGAGGAAGGGGGCCAGGGAAAAAGGCUAAUAACUAUAAUGUGAAUGUACUUUCUAUACACAGCCUAAGAUUAUGGUAAGCUAUGUAUUUUAUUUUAUUGCCAAUAGCUUGUGUUCUUAGUUAUGAUGUAUACCCCUAGAAGGUAUAUAUGCCUGUGCCCCUUUCUUUGUAAAGGGAAUGGAAUGGGAAGUCGAGUGCAAUCUUUGUUCAGGAAAAAGAAAUAUAACAUUUGUUUAUGUAGCUGUUUGUAAGUAAUCUUACUAGUUCAACUUAAAGUCUGUUUAAGAUUUUUAAAUGUAUAACUGUAAUUGCCCAGACAUGUAUGUAAGUGUUACAAACGGUAAAGAAAUAAAUUGUCAUUUAAACUGAUGAAAUAUGGUGGAAAGGAAAUGCAAAGGCUGAUAAAUGUUAUUUUCAAAAUUUUUUAUUACUGUACAAUACAUUCCUGCAAUCAGAUACUUUAGCAUCUGAGAAAUAAAUUCUAAGAAACUUUUUCUUGGGGCUAGCAACAAAUUGUGAAAUGCAAGGCUGUUAGUAUUUUAAAUAUAUUAUUGUAGUAGUAAUAAUUUGUAGACAAGUAUAACAUUCAUUAUGAAAGUGUUUUCACCAUACAUAUCCUAACAUGGAACUAAAGGAAAAUAGAAGAUUGUGAAAAAAUAGAUGUUAACAAAAAUCAAAUAGCACCCAAGAAAGUCAGCUAAGCAAAGCAAUAUUAAAGUAUAUGCAAAUAGCAGUUAGUAAAUAAGCAUUACAGGAGAACAAUGAUUGAGCAAUAGAUGCAUUAUUAGUGCAAGCUUACAAAUUUGUAAACAAAGAUUCAAAAGUAAAAGGUGUUCCAGAAUUUGGACAAACAACAAACAAAAUGUUUUGAAAGUGUACCUUAUUGCAUGUAGUUGUUUUAGUGGGCCAAAACUCAACCCUGAAAUGACAUGUAUUAUUUUCUUAUGCACUUUGAAAUCUGUAUGCCAUUCAUUCAAAUGAGAAGCAACUGGUAAGAUGUUAAAUGCAGUUCUUUUCCCCCUAGUGCAUAUAGAAGUCAUAGCUUUUUGAAAGUUUUAUUAUAAGGAUGAUAGUGAAUAAAGUUAGCUUACCUCCACAUGAAAGUAAAACUGAACACAGAACUGAAAUUUAAACCAUUUUUUAAAAAAAUAUUCUCACCCAAAAAAAAAAUAGUCAUCAUUAUAUGAGUUGAACAAAAGAAGAUCUUUAAUAGUCUUUUAAGAAGGACUCUUCACAUUUCCAGGAUCCAAGUCUCACCAUCACUAACUGAAUAUUGGGGCAGAACGUUGCUUGCACUCCACUGGCUCCUAGAUUUUAAAAAGCAUUUCAAAGUCAGCUUGUUCAGUUACAAGUGUCUCAACAGCUCUGCCCCCACCUAGCCAGAUUUUUACUUAUCUCCUUCUCUUUGGUCCCCUCAGGCUUUCCAUUCCACAAACCAGAAUCCAUACAUUUGGUACAUGUUUCUUUUCUGUCUUGUCCACUUGCCUGGAACAAAAUGCUACUUCAUAUUUGCUGGAAAUCCUCUCUUUCUCCUUUCAAAACAUCUCUGAAAUUUUAUGUUUGCCAUAGCCAUGACCUUCCUUUUUUUAAAUUUUGCAUCGCUACAACCGUCUUUUUUUCUUAUUUGUGUAAGUGUGAAUGCAUACGUGCGUAUGCAUGCAACAUAAAUUGCUAAAGCAAGAGUGGGUGCUCUAAAAAUACUUUGUUAGUAUUUUAUUAUUAUAUUCAUAUCCAGAGUGUUGCAGUGUGCCUCCUGAUCAUAAAGGGUUAAAUGUGAUAUUAUGAAGAGGUUAGGGUAGACUUCUGUUUCUUCAUAUAAAGAAAUUCAUAUAUAAAUGCUAAUAAAUUGUGUGAAAUGUAAAAAUGCAUUUUCAUGAAUGCUAACAGGUAUGUUUCGGAUUUCUUUAGAAGCGCUUAAUCAAGGCAGCAAGACUAUUCAGUUUGAUUUAGAAUGUGAAAAUGUAAAUUAUGCUUUCUGAAAUAUUAUUGUCAAAAUUGAUGUGUUGUGCAAGAUGUUGCAGGAUCACGAAAGAGAGGUGAGAAUGAAGACAGAAGAAAAAAAAAAAUAAGAAUGAGACUGACUAAUAAAACAGUGUUCACAGGCAGCCCAAUCAAUUUAGAAUUAUUAUACACGAUGAAUGAAAAAAAAUCUCUCAUUGAAAAUGUAAUAUUUUCCAUUCAGUUUAUGUUAAUUGAAGUUUUUUUUUUUUGACCUUUUCAUUUGAGCCAUAACCCGGUUUUAGUGGAAGAAGUGCCACGUAUAGUGUAUUGGUUUCCUCAAGUAUGCUUAUAUCCGUAGUCCUAUUGAUCCUGUGUUAUUGUUUGCAGUAUUAAGUGAUAAGAUGUGGUCCCAUGCAGAAAAGUUGCUAAGGCUUCUUGUGCAUGACUUGUAGAAAUCAGAGAAUUAUAUUAGUAAUUUGUUUUUGACUAGCAUGUUUCUAAUAGUUGUCAUCUUGAGAGUUGUUUGCAUUUCUCUGUGAGUUUUUUUGGUAAAUAUAACUGUGUUUUGUGCUUGUUGCAUUAUAUGCUGACUAAAUAUACAUAAAUUAAAAAACAGAAAAGUUGAAAAAGAAAUGGUCAAUUAGUUGCCAAUGCUAAGAGACUUUCCUUAUUAAACACAAGCUGAUGUAUUGACUUAUCAGACUUGUUCAUAGUCAUUCAUGACCUGAUUUUAAGGAUAUUGUAUUGUCAUAAUUAUACUUCAAAAAUACUGUUAUGCAACUGUUUUUGAUAAAAACUGCCUGAUAUCAAAAGUUCAAAGUUUUCUUUCUUCCAUGCCAUCCACCUUUGGUUUCAAAAGUGAUGUUUUGUUUUGUUUUGGAAGAACUUGCUUCAUAACUUGUGCAGAUUUGAGAGGUUUCGUACAUUUCUUUAAAAAUUGGUGUUGAAUACUUGAAAAGGCCUUUUUUUUAAAGUUUUCUCAACUUGAAUAGUGAUACAGUAUGUGGUUUCCUCAUUCAUGUGUUGCAUCAGCUAAAUAAAACUGACAUUCCAGUUCUACAAGUCCUAUGAAGAAACUGUUAUAUAAUAUUAUUAAAGAAAUUAUAUUAACCACAUAGUUUUUUUAGCAGAUUUGGCAAAAUAAUAUAUGACUAUGUUGAUGUUGUGACCAUAUGCAAAGAGAAGUAAGAAAUCUAACAAAUUUUGUACACAUGAAGAAUCCUAGUGUGUUUUUGCACAUACAAAGACCAGUAUUAAUGAACAAAUGUUGCAUGUUUGUCCUACAUUUAUAGUUUGUCAGUAUGUUAACUGUUGUUCCAUUCAUGAUUUUUAUUUAGUUUGUGUAGAGUCUAAGCUACUUCUACUAAUAAGGAAAGAAGUCAGUGUUACAUUUAUUGUGUGUGUAUGGGCAUAUAUUUGAGUUAGAUAUUAUAUGCAAAUUGAAUUCUAAGAAUGUGUUAAUUACACACUAUUUUCUUCAUUUGGGUAAUUUUUGCAAAAGAUGUGACAACAGGAGGUUCCAGAGACAAUAACUGAAAUGAUUUCUCUGUGGUUGGAAAGCUCUGCAGAUUCCUCUGUUAGCAGUUGUCUAUUGUGAAACCUACAAUAAUAAUAGUUUUUGUUUUAGCAACUAGCUGUAACACACUUUACUGUUGCAGUAACUUGUCUAGCAGAAUUUUCAUAUUUUCCUUUUUUUUACCCUCUCCUUCCUUAGGUUUCCCUGAGCUGCACUCAGCCUUAAGGUUGAUCAGAGUAAGAGUCAAAUUCAUAAAGUUGCUACACUAGUGUAAUUACAAUACUUAUGAACUGCCUUUGGUACAUGUUGCAUUCUGAUAACACUGAUGAUUGACUGUGAUCAAAAUUGACAUCAAAAAGUAAAUAUAUUUCUGUAGAUGUGUCCAUUCCAACAUGAAUGGUUAGUGUGUGUGCAGGAACAUGAGUCUAACUGUGUAAAAGAGAAAACAUUAGCAUGAGGUGAGUUUUCUGUACAGGUGGUAUUUAGGUUUCCCCAGUUAGAACAAAUUGUGUUCAUCCUGCUUUAUCAAGAGCAGGUUUUAUAGACAAUUUCUUGUCAUUAGUAGUUAAUAGCUCACAUUUAGAUGAAAAAUGUAUACUUCUGUAAUACUUGCAGUCUGGCUGUGGAAGGUGUAUGUGUGCAUGCAUAUGCACCCUCUUAUGUGUAUGUAGGUGAUUAUUUAUUAUUUUUGCUGUUUUUGGUCAUGAAAGAAAGUCUAAAUACUUUUAGUAAGACAUAACUGUCCUAGACAGGACACAGUGAAAUAUAACAUGAACAGGUUUCAUAAAAGUAUAUUAAAGAUGGAC